AGCCGUUUGAUGCUCGGUUUGGGCUGGGGGCGGGCCGAUACGCGGCCGCGCGGUGCGCGUGGCGAUGUCCACGCUGCUGCAGCGGCUGCCUAACUUGUGUCGGGCGGAGGCUCUUCCCGGCAAGGUGGCAGAUGCGCGCCUGAAGCGCGCCCUUGAGGAGAUCGAGGUCUGCGAGCCAAAGCUGGAUGACUCUGAGGCCCGGCUGGCGGAGAUGUUGCACAGUGGCGUGCACAAGGUGCGUUUCGCGCUGCCCCGCCUCGACGCAGAAGCCUUCCGAGAGGUGUUGGCGUCGGUGGGCCAUUUGAAGGAGGACGUGUACCUGCAACUCCGGCAGGCACGGACUUCCAGCAUUGUGUCGCUGGAGGAGGGCAACGACGCCUUCCGCCAUGUAGAGCUGGACCCGCAGGAGGACAUUUGGAGCAUUUGCCUGUCAUUGCGCCUUAUCGGCCUGGCGGCAUUGGUUUCUUUGCUGGUGGUUCUUUUGCUGUCCAUCAGCCCUGUCCAGCUGGAGGUUGCCAGUCUGAUUGGCGGUAUCUUCGGCUUGCUGCUGCAGUUCGUGGCCUUCGCCCAGAGUUGGUCCCACCAGGUCUCCUGGAUGUUUGGAGCCUUCAACGGCGCCGCGAGCCGCAUCAUCAGCACGUUGGACGAGCCCAUGUCAUGCUACGGUGAGCGGUUGGCAAAGCCCUUGGAGACGCUGGAGGCAGAGGUGGACGUCUUGGAGCAAGAGCAGGCCAUAGUGAUCAAGCGCAUGCAGGAGUUGGAGAGUGCGGUGAAGGAGGCCAUCCCCGAUUUCGAGGCGCCCUCCGCAGAGGUCCUGCGGGAGCCGAUCGCCAUGUGCCAGACGAGGAUUAGCGGCUUCGUGGAAGAGAGCAAGGCGGUGCUCCCGGAGCAGCUCGAGGAACAGCUCCGCAGGCAUCCGACGGGACGUUUGGUGGUUCAACGUUCCAGCUUCGACUGGUGGCUGGUUCACUUGCCGCUGCUGUUCGUCCUUUUGAUGAACCUGGGGCUGCUAGCUAUGUCCCAGGCGUUGGUGCACUCUUCGCUGCAACAACGGGAGAUGGACGAUGUGGAUUGGCGCAACGAGGACGACCUGGUGAAGGACUUCAAGGCGCGCUUUCCAACCAUGAGCUUCUCCAUUUCAGAUGAGGCUCAGGCCCCGGCACCACCGCAGGAGCCCUGGCUCCCGCGGGCGGCGCUGAUGUGGAUGCCGGCCCUGGCGCAGGCCAUGGCCACGGCGCUGCAGCUCAUGGCAGGCCUCUACCUCUCCCGUGCCUCGCGUUUGCUGGCAGCCGUUAGCGGCGUCACCGCAGACCUGGACAAGACCUGCAACCUCUGGCUGGAGAAACAGAGCCGCGGGAUGGCUGCGGAGGUCUUCUCCACCUUUGGCCAGGUCCAGAAGAAUGCGGAGCGCUUCUUUCCGACCUUCCGGCUGCGACUGGGUCAGCUUAGAUCCUAUUUGCUGGCCGGGGCAAAGGCAGGUGCCGACUGCUUGACCGACGAUGUGGCCUGCAUGACCAAGUGCAUCCACGAGAGGCAGAGAAGGCGACCGGCGUCUUUGGCCGCGCUGGCUCCAUUUUCCCCGCUGAAGCGUGACGCGACGGUACGAAAGUGGGGGGGUCUGACGGGCAGAGGCUGGCAAGAUGCGUCAGAGGUGCUUUCCCUUCCAAGGUGCCAUCUCACCCUGAAGCCAACAGGGCAGGCACAAGCCUGACAGGACAAAUUGGUCAGGGAGUCGUUUUCAAUGAGCAAGUGGGACUGGCAAAGUCCAGGAUCCCGCAACCUGCACGUGGUUGCAGGCUGAUUAGGACUAGGUAUUCACUCAUGCACCUGGUGGACACUCCA
Effrenium voratum is the source of this 1842-nucleotide messenger RNA. Lineage: Eukaryota; Dinophyceae; Suessiales; Symbiodiniaceae. The record is from the annotation of a GenBank genome assembly.